UGUAACGUGUGUCCCCGUGUGUCUUCAGGUGUAACGUGUGCGGUAAGGAGUUCUUUGAGAAGGCUUUGUUCAGGAGACACGUGAAGAAGGCGACUCAUGGGAAGAAAGGACGAGUGAAGCAGAACCUGGAGAGAGAGUGUGAGCAGUGUGGAAGGAAGUUCACCCAGCUGAGGGAGUACAGACGGCACGUCAACAACCACCAGGGAGUGAAGCCGUUCGAGUGCCUGACGUGCGGCGUUGCGUGGGCCGACGCCCGCUCCCUGAAGCGUCAUGUCCGCACGCACACGGGCGAGCGUCCAUACGUGUGCCCGAUGUGCCAGGAGGCGCACAUAGACGCCCGCACGCUGCGCAAGCACAUGGCCAAGUUCCACGGGGACAACCUGCCGGGUAAGAUCAUGCUGGAGAAGGACACGCUGCAGUUCCACAACCAGGGCACGCAGGUGGAGCACGCCGUCAGCAUCCUGGCCUCCGAGCUGCCGCCAGAGCUGCGUCCGGCACGCCCGCCGCCAUCUGAGGAGAUCGAGACGGUGCUGAUCACGGAGGAGACGGUGGAGGCCGUGGAGGCGGUGCAGGCCGCGCAGGCGGCGGGCGACGGCGCGGCGGCGACGCUGUCGGAUCAGGGCAUCAUGCAGGUGGUGAACUACGUCCUGGCCCAGCAGAGCCUCACCGACACCAAGAUGGAGGACGGGGCCGAGGUUGUCCAGACCGUGGAGGUGGAGGUGGCUCACGUGGCCGAGGUCGAGUAGACUCGCUGUGUACAAACGAAAUGUUACAGGAUGUACAAAAAAACAACUAUUUUUUAUUUUCUCUGUGAAUGUAAAUAUAUUUGAGAACCACGAGAGGAGAACGUGUUCUCAUGUUCUGUGUGAAUAAAUCAAUAAAUAGAGACUCAGAGGAUUCAUGAGGCGGAAACACACUCGGCUCUUUGAUCUGGAUCAAUGAAGUUCAUUCACUCAUUAACUCGUUCACUCGGGUUGUUUUUACUGGUAAAGACACAAUUACCAGCUUCACUCGCGGUGAUGAUCUAACUCAGCCAGCAUCAGAAAUACACGAGGGCAAAGGGCAAAACUGCCCCUAAGAAAUCUAAAAUGCCCCCAUAAUU
This is a messenger RNA of Anarrhichthys ocellatus (wolf-eel), 1102 nucleotides long. RefSeq names its product zinc finger and BTB domain-containing protein 11-like. The coding region runs from base 312 to 746 and encodes 144 amino acids. The transcript is spliced from 2 exons. The record is from RefSeq and is a predicted model, not a curated record. NCBI's taxonomy places the organism in Eukaryota, Metazoa, Chordata, Actinopteri, Perciformes, Anarhichadidae.